Molecule: messenger RNA, 462 nt
Organism: Saccharomyces cerevisiae S288C
Lineage: Eukaryota; Fungi; Ascomycota; Saccharomycetes; Saccharomycetales; Saccharomycetaceae
Gene: BUD25
Product: Bud25p
Exons: 2
Coding region: 1-462 (153 amino acids)
Source: RefSeq, marked reviewed
AUGUUUUGUACCUGGGAUAGCUGGGACACCGGGACUUCUAGAAAAUCCCAUUCCCCCCACAGAAACUGUUUGGCCGUAAGAUUCUUGCAACUUCCUUUCAGCUCUUUCUUGCCAUGCGUCAUAACCUACAUGAAAUCUUGGCAGACAUCUAUCGGCGAUAGUGAAUUCCCACUGACCAGCUUCCAGAUCCUUGUUACUGAUGCCGAGGUGGUUGUUCAGCGCAUCUUUGACUGCAUUAAUGGUUACCUCCCUGGAUGGCACUACAGGAACACCGUGUUCAUUGAGCAUACAACCUCCUAUCAUCGCAGUCACUUUUGUAUAUUUGUUGAGGGCGUUUGGGUUUGUGGAGAGUUUGUCAAAAAGUGGUUUGAAAUUCCUUUCGAUAACAGAAUCGAAAAUUACACCAAGCAAUUUCCCUGGAUUCUUAUUGGAUUUGGGAACCAAGUAUCCAAAGCCUUGUAG